Lagopus leucura (white-tailed ptarmigan) is the source of this 2463-nucleotide messenger RNA. RefSeq names its product perilipin 2 (gene PLIN2). Gene Ontology annotation, cellular component: cytosol; lipid droplet. Gene Ontology annotation, biological process: positive regulation of triglyceride storage; lipid storage. NCBI's taxonomy places the organism in Eukaryota, Metazoa, Chordata, Aves, Galliformes, Phasianidae. The transcript is spliced from 9 exons. The record is from RefSeq and is a predicted model, not a curated record. Bases 129 to 1469 code for a protein of 446 amino acids.
CCGCUCCCCAUAAAAAGAGGGACGCGGCCCAGCCUCCGUACCGUGCGGCGGCGCUCGAGCUUCGAGGCGGCGGCGGCUGUGACAGCGCGUUUCUUCCCCGGGCUCAGUAAGAUUCAAGACCUGAAAAAAUGGCAUUAGCAGCAAUUGAUCCACAACAGAACAUUGUAUCAAGGGUAGCAAACCUUCCUUUGGUGAGCUCCACUUAUGAUAUGGUGUCUACAGCCUACAUAACCACAAAGGAUAACCAUCCCUAUUUGAAGUCAGUAUGUGAGAUAGCAGAGAAAGGAGUGAAGACAAUUACUUCAGUAGCCAUGACUAGUGCUAUGCCUAUCAUCCAGAAACUGGAACCACAGAUUGUGGUUGCCAACAACUAUGCUUGUAUAGGUCUUGAUAAAAUUGAAGAGAGACUUCCUAUACUGAAUCAACCCACUGAUAAGGUUGUUGCCAAUGCUAAGGGUGUAGUUGUUGGAGCCAGAGAAGCUGUAACAACCACCAUGACUGGUGCCAAGGAAACUGUUGCUCACAAAAUCACUGGAGUUGUGGGCAAGACUAAAGAAGCAGUGCAAGACAGUGUAGAAAUGACUAAGUCUGUUGUCAAUGGUGGCAUCAACACUGUCUUGGGAAGUCGUGUGGUGCAAAUGAUGAGCAGUGGAAUGGACAGUGCUCUCACUAAAUCAGAGACCCUUGUAGACCAGUAUCUCCCACUAACAGAAGCAGAACUAGAAAGAGAAGCUGCGAAAGUUGAAGGUUUUGAAGUUGGAGUCCAAAAGCCAAGUUAUUAUGUUCGACUAGGAUCUCUGUCUUCAAAGUUCCGUGCACGUGCCUACCAACAAGCCUUAAACAAAGUGAGAGAUGCUAAACAAAAAGGCCAGGAGACAAUUUCUCAGCUGCACAACACUGUUAGUCUGAUCGAGUAUGCCAGAAAGAACAUGAAUAGUGCCAAUCAGAAACUUCUUGGUGCUCAGGAAAAGCUUUAUCAAUCCUGGGUAGAAUGGAAGAAAAAUACAGGUCAAAAUGAUGGUGAUGAAUCGCAUAGUGCUGAGCACAUUGAGUCAAGAACUCUAGCUAUUGCGCAGAGUCUCACUCAGCAGCUUCAGACCACCUGCCUCACACUGGUUACGAGCAUACAGGGGCUGCCACAGAGUGUGCAGGAUCAGGUUUACAGUGUUCGCUCAAUGGCUGGUGAUGUCUACGAAAUCUUCCGAUCGGCAUCCUCCUUCCAGGAACUAUCAGACAGCUUUCUUACUACUAGCAAAGGACAGCUGAAGAAAAUGAAGGAGUCUCUGGAUGAUGUGAUGGAUUAUCUUGUUAACAACACACCGCUCAACUGGCUGGUUCCAGAUUUCACUAUUACAGACCUGUCUUCAGAGUCAGAUGAUAUCCCAGACAUCUUGGAUUUGGACGAAGAAGAUCAGCAAGACUUUUCACGCACAAAUGGCCCAUAUACUACAGGGCAAAGAGCUGAAUGAAGAGAAAGAGGAAAAUGUAUUUUUGAUACAUUGUAUUCUUGCCACGUUUAACUUAUAUUUCUCCUUUUAAAAGUCGAAUCUACCUACCUUUGGACUUUUUUUUUUUUUUUUUUUUUUUUUUUUUUUAAAUCAGAGCUGUUUCUUCUAGCUGCAUCAAAACUGACUAUUCUUUCCAAGGACUACAUGCUAAAUUAAUUUAUUAGCUUUUGUGUCAAGCUCCUGUUCUACAAGCCAGGUAUAGCCUAACGAGCAUAUCCAAUGUUCUAGUAUUUGCUAAUUAUUUGUAUAGCUGUUUGUUUUCCAGUUGGCAACAGCCAAGAGAACACCCCAGUGCUUUGCAUAAAGGGCUGCCAACAAAAGGAGUUUAUGAGGAUUUGCCCCACAACUUCUCCUUCCAGUCUUCCCAAAAAAGCUCUUCUGCAUCUACCUCUUUGCUGCUGGGAGGGGCAGGAGACUUGGGCCAUCUCAGAUUCUCUCAGGUUGAUUUUUCUGGGCUCUAUGCCCUAACAGCAUAGAGAUGGGUCCCUUUGGCAUGGGUGCUUUGUGUACAACAGGAUGUUCCUUCUUUCCGCUUUACCUCCUGCAUGCAAAAUUGCUGGCCAUCCCGAUGCUGACUGUUGUGAGGCCUCAGCAGGAGAGGCUAAAUGCUCGAAAAGGAAGUGGAGCAGAAGGAUGGCAGCUGGAAAUGGAGGGGGAAGAUACUAGGAAAUGAGAGGGAAUAGAGAAGGGUAAGGUAGAAGCAGAUUUAUGAUAAGAAAAAGGUUUAAAAAGUCAAGAAGCGAAUUGAAGGUAGGGGUGUUUCUGUUGUCAGCAGUAACCUUCUCACAAUUAAACAAACACUGGGUUAACUGCUUGCUAGGAAAUGCCGAAGCCGCGCUAGAGAGCACACAGCGCUUUCUGAGUGGGCGGUGCCGGGCGGACGCCGCUCGCUGCGUUUCUCUGGGGAUCACAACCGCGCUUGGGCGCGGGGCCGCGCGUCGGCAGGGGCAGCGCG